Molecule: messenger RNA, 1077 nt
Organism: Armigeres subalbatus
Lineage: Eukaryota; Metazoa; Arthropoda; Insecta; Diptera; Culicidae
Exons: 2
Coding region: 447-1004 (185 amino acids)
Source: RefSeq, a predicted model, not a curated record
UCAGCUGUCAUGUCGGUCGUCGUCGUCGUCGUCGCAGGCAAACCAACAAACAUGCAGUCGUUUGUUUUGCUUCUUCUCUGCUAAGUUGACGGUUCCUCGACUUUCGGUUUUACAAGUCCGCGGAUUCGCGUGAAUUUUUCUUUCGUGAUAUGGUUUUCCUUUGGAAAUUAGUCAACUCUUUGUAGACAAUUUGUGCUAUUUAGAGAAAUGGUUUGAAUUUCAUACUGCAGUGAAAUUGUGGAAGUGAAAAUCGGUCGAAAUACAAGUGAAAAUCAAUGAAAGUGGGAGAGGUGAAAGAGUGAAGGAAUUUUGUGCACAAGCAGUUUAUUAGUGAUUUUGUCGUGAUUAGAUGCGUAAUUAGGGUGAAUUGGUGUGAUUGGGGUGAUAAAUAGUGAAGUGUGGUUUCAAAGCAUUUGCAAAUAAAUCAGUGUUGAAAAGUUAGAAACAUGGCCGAGGAAAUCCUGCAAGAAGUGCUGGCUGCCAAGUUCGGAUCGGAUGGCGACUUCCCAAAGUGGUUUUUGCAACUUUUUGAGCUGACUCACCCGAUCUCUCUCGGCCACAUCCAUGUAGAACGUGCCCGCGCGCCACAGGGUACGUUUCCUUAUUGCGAGCUCCCCAUUCAUAACCACAAUUGCUCCAAAAAUGUCAUCGCCGCCGACCAUGAAAUGUGUAUCAUCUGCACCUUCCCCGGCCCCGGUCUACAUCCACGCCAUAUCCUCCGACCCGAACUCGCGGCACGGACGAUUAAGUGCAGUUUGUUAGUACAGGCAGCAACAGCAGUCGAGUGUAGUAAGCUCCAUUAUUAUUACAAUGGAUACGCGCGUAUUCGCCUUCACCGAGGAGGACCGAGUAGUCGUACCAGCGGAGUGGCAGUAACCGACAGAAAACCCAACGACAGAUCGUCCAUUCGGAAUAAAAAUGGUCACAUUAAAAUGGAGCUGCUGUGUUAUAAAAUUCUACCACUCACGCUGCUAAACGGACUGACAACGUCGUGCGGCUGCUGAAAGUGCUUGUGCGAUGAUUGGAUGGGGUUAAAUAAUUCACGAUACCUACAUAGGGGAACUGCUCCGUUUUCCA